AUGGACGAGUUGAACGGGCCCACCUCUCAAUCCUGGACUUGGUACGAACUCUUUUGGUGGAUAGUGGCGUUGAAAGUCAAUUGUGUUUUAUGGAGUUCUCAGGAAGUAGAUUACAACCAACUUCAACCCUUCGCUGCUCCCCUCUUCUACCGAGCUCAUGCUGAACGUGACAAACUUAAGCCUCGGUAUCUUCCAGGUCUUCUCAUGGGUUAUGAAACCAAUACAAGCAAUUAUCGAGUCUGGGAUAUCUCAAAGCACACUAUCAUCAUAACUCAAGAUCUAAGAUUCCCCAAACCGUCACACAUUGGUCCCCUUGCGCCCACAUUGUCUUCAGUCUCUCCACCAUCGUCUCCCAUAUAUAUCGCUACACCAAUUUCUACUAACACUCCCUCAACUGAACAAAACAAAAACAGUCCACGAGGUAUCACAGAUGAAGAGAAUGGGGCGGAUGAAGUAGUGAGGGAUAGGGGGAGUUAUCAAAAUGAACAAAACUGGCGAGGUUGGGCAAUUGGACAAGAUCCUCGCUUUGACCGCUCUCCUGCACCAUCUCCCCCAUUACCUGUUUCUUCUAGCCAAAUAGAAAACACUGGGCCUCGACGCUCACAAAGACAAGCUGGUCAUGACGCUGAACACAUCCCUUGGAGUCUUGAGGAAUCACUUGCACUUCCGUCAAAUGCUGAUCUUGACUCAAUCACCGUGUCAAGGAUACUGCCCACCCUGGGACAGAGGACAAAGGACAUGGGGACAUGGACUAGGAGUGACAAGGAAUAUACUUAA
Tremella mesenterica DSM 1558 is the source of this 777-nucleotide messenger RNA. RefSeq lists its product as uncharacterized. The record is from RefSeq and is a predicted model, not a curated record. Lineage: Eukaryota; Fungi; Basidiomycota; Tremellomycetes; Tremellales; Tremellaceae. The transcript is spliced from 2 exons. The coding region runs from base 1 to 777 and encodes 258 amino acids.